GGCGCCUGAGCCCCCACGCGCGGGGCCAGAGGCGUGCGCGGCCACCUACCCGGUAUUGUCAGGGCUCCGGCUGUAAUUCGCACCGAGACUUCGCGAAGUGUCUGGCGAGGCUGAUGUGCUCGUGAUGUCGGUCCUUAAUCUAAAGUCUCUCGACCGAGGAGCCUGUGGCCCUGGCGAGUACCGAGAGCCCGCCGAGCCUCACUCUUCUGCUGAAGUGACCUCGCGGUUCUUUGUAAGCGCAUGCUUUAACUUUAGAGAAGCCACCGUUCCACGUCCCCAAAUUAAGACGGGAAGACAAAGUCGGUGCCUCCUCCGGGUAAGGGAUGGUCUAAUCAUGUAAUUACGGGAAAAUCCCGCGGUUGAAGAGAUGAGUUAUAAAAUGGUGAAGCUAGGAGAGAACGCUUGCUAAAGAUGCGAGGGGCUGUUUUAAACCCGUUGUAGUGUUAACACAGGACAAUGUUAGCAAACUGUACAGUGAAGGUUUAACGGUUCGGCUCUGAAAUCGAGCAGGAACAGGACUUAAUGCUGCAUAGCGUGGAAAGAAUUCGUAAAAGACGUGAUGGGAGGCGUCUGUGUAAAGCUACCGCAUGAACUCGACGUUUUCUGCCUCGAGCCACUGCAGCCGGUCGAUAGGACUGACUGAGACUCGGAACGCAAUUUCCGCGACUGCAGUUUUCCCGCCGGAGUCGGCGUCAGCGGCAUCUUCCCUACUGCGCAGUCGCGGUGCCGCUGGCGCAUGGAAGUGGUGGGGGUCCUGGGUUUGGUGGCCGCCUUGGUCCUGGCAUGGGGUUUCCUCUGGGUUUGGGACGCCUCGGAACGAAUGAAGAGUCAAGAGCAGGCUGGCCUGCUGGGAGGCGGAACUCGGACCCUCCUGGUGAUCGCGCACCCCGACGACGAAGCCAUGUUCUUUGCUCCCACAGUGUUAGGCUUGGCCCGCCUGAGGCACCGGAUGUCCUUGCUCUGCUUCUCAGCAGGAAAUUACUACAAUCAAGGGGAGAUUCGUAAAAAAGAGCUUUUGCAGAGCUGCGACGUCUUGGGGAUUCCACCCUCCAGUGUGCUGAUUAUUGACAACAGGGACUUCCCAGAUGACCCAGAUGUACAGUGGGACACAGAUCGUGUGGCCAGUAUCCUUCUACGGCACAUAGAAGUGAAUGACAUCAACCUGGUGGUGACUUUCGAUGCAGGGGGAGUGAGUGGCCACAGCAAUCACGUCGCUUUGUAUGCGGCCAUGAGGACCCUGCACUCAGAAGGGAAGUUACCUAAAGGGUGCUCUGUGCUCACGCUUCAGUCUGUGAAUGUGCUGCGCAAGUACAUCUCCCUUCUGGACCUGCCCUUUUCUCUGCUUCAUACCCAGGAUGUCCUGUUUGUCCUCACCAACAAGGAAGUAGCACAGGCCAAGAGAGCCAUGUCCUGCCACCGCAGCCAGCUCCUCUGGUUCCGCCGCCUCUACAUGCUCUUCUCCCGGUACAUGAGAAUCAACUCUCUGCACUUCCUCUGAAGCCUUGAAGAGUGUCUGAUCCAAUGAACAAAGUGAGAAACAAAGACCAGGUAGCCCAAGGCCUGGUCUGGAGCCCAAGGAGAUCCCACAUAGGGUAACCUCUCAUAUGCUGCUCAGUUCUAACUAAGGCCAAAUUUUAGCUCUUUCCUUUGGGGAAAAAACCUCAACCCAAGGAUAAUAAUGGCUAUCUUGAUAGCUUCUCAAGCACUUGUGAAAAACAAUUUACAACCGCCUAGCACAGAACCUACUACUAUUUUAAAUAUAUGUAAAGGUGCUCUGAAAUCACUUCACAGAUGUGGAUGAUUCAAUAUUCCGACAUUGUCACCAUGCAGACUAUAUUGAAUUAAUUUAACCAUAAUUCCUUUAUCUUUGUGGCCUAUUUAUCACUUGAAUCUAGAGAAAACUUGCCAGCUGGGGCACUCAAGUGCCAAUCAUUGUGCUGGGCACUGUUUUACUCAGAGACUGCUAUGACAUAGGCCCUGCUGUCAAAGGACUCAAAAUCAAAUACCUCAGUUCAUAGUCUUUAAGGCAUAGAACAGGAAAUAAGAAGAGAAAUCUAGACUUUUUGUAACACUCAAGCACCUGAUGUCAGAGAACUGUAUACUACAAACAAAAGCACUCGGAGCUCUGGCUUGGAAGCUACUUCCCAAGUCCGGUUAUUGUCCAAAGAAUGGCCCAAGGCAGGAAAGUGCUGUAGUGAAGAACAUCAGCUCUGCAAACUAGUGACCCCGAGUGAGAGGCCAGAAUUACCAGGCUCCACAUGCAAAGUGGUAAUCAAGUGAUAAUCUUUCCCUUCCCCAGGUCUCUCAUCUACGAAACAGGGCUGAUAACAGCACCAAGUGAGAGGAGAUGAUACUUAAAGGUACAUAGUAAACAAUCUGGCACGCUGAAAAAAGAUGACCUGCUAUUAUGCUGAGACCUGUAAGAAGUAGGUGUUACAGAGGGACUUGCAUAAAAGUCAAAGUCCUGAAAGAAAAGGUCUUGGUGUGCAUUGUCCAAGGGGUAUUCUUUCUGCCUGUCAAAGAAGGCUGAACUGUUCUCUCCAUAGCUAUCGGUUACAGGCCUGCUUAUUCAGUCUUUCAGCCCAAACUUGCUCUACUUUGCUGACAGUCACCAUUAUUUUGAAUGCCUCCCCGGGGGCCAACAGAGACUGACAGCUAUUAGCCCUAAAGCUGAAAUCAAAAAUCCAUACAUGGAUGUCUAUUUAAAAUUUGUCAGUAGUAUGCAAAAGAAUGAAGCUUGACUACUACCUUACACCAUGCACAAAAACCAACUCAAAAUGCUUUAAAGAACUAGACAUAAGACCUGAAACCAUAAAAUAUAUAGAAGGACAUAUAGGCGAAACACUACAUGACAUACACCCCAGUAACCUUUAAAGAUACAUCACCCAAAGCAGUGAUAGUGAAGGCAAAGAUAAACAGCUGGGACUACAUCAAAUUAAAGAGCUUCUGUAUAGCAAAAGAGACAGUAACCAAAACAAAGACACACCCCACCGAUUGGGAGAAAAUUUUUGCACAUAACACUAAUGAUAAAGGACUAAUAACAAAAAUCUACAAAGAGCUGAUGAAACUCAACAAAAACAAAGUAAAUAGCCCAGUCAAAAAAUGGGCAGAAAAAGAAACUUCUCCAAAGAGGAAAUGCAAAUGGCCAACAGGCAUAUGAAAAAAUGUUCAACAUCACUUGUAAUCAGGGAAAUGCAAAUCAAAACUACAAUGAGAUACAACUUACACCAGUGAGAAUGGCACAUAUUAAAAAACUAGCAGCAACAAAUGUUGGCGAGGAUGUGGAGAAAAAGGAACUCUCCUGCACUGCUGGUGGGAGUGCAAACUGGUCCAACCACCAUGGAGUGCUGUGUGGAGAUUCCUCAGUCUGCUAAAGAUGGAGCUUCCAUAUGAUCUAGCAAUUCCACUCCUAGGUAUUUACCCAAAGGACACAGAAACAUUAAUUCAAAAGGGCACCUGCACCUCUAUGUUUACAGCAGCACUAUUUACAAUAGGAAAGCUAUGGAAACAACCCAAAUGCCCAAAAAUAGAUGACUGGGUCAAGAAGAUGUGCUACAUAUACACAAUGGAAUAUUACUCAGCCGUCAAAAAAGAUACACUCAUGCAAUUUGCAGCAACAUGGAUGGAGCUGGAAGGAAUCAUGCUCAGCAAAAUAAACCAGAAAGAAAAAGAAAAAUACCAGAUGGCCUCACUCAUAGCAGGAAUUUAGAAAACCUAAAUAAAGGACCAGGAAAAAGACUUAAUUAUAAUAAAGUAAAAAUCAAAAUUAACAAGCAACUAUAUACCAGAGACACACUACAGGGGAGGGGGGAAGAAGGGAAUAGGAUUACAACAAAGGGGUGGGAAAUAUAUGGGGAUUAUAACCAAGAUGAAAAUGCAUACAUUGUGCAAAAAUGAAAAAUGAUGCAAAAAAUACAUAAAAUAAAAUAAAUAAAAUUUGUCAGUAGUUACUAGUCAUUAUAUGAAGUGUGACAAGAAGCCACUAACAGUGGCUAGUGUGAUGAGACACUAACCCAGCCUUCUUUUUUUUUUUUUUGAAUUUC
Molecule: messenger RNA, 4043 nt
Organism: Talpa occidentalis (Iberian mole)
Lineage: Eukaryota; Metazoa; Chordata; Mammalia; Eulipotyphla; Talpidae
Gene: PIGL
Product: phosphatidylinositol glycan anchor biosynthesis class L
Exons: 7
Coding region: 737-1498 (253 amino acids)
Biological process (GO): GPI anchor biosynthetic process
Cellular component (GO): endoplasmic reticulum
Molecular function (GO): N-acetylglucosaminylphosphatidylinositol deacetylase activity
Source: RefSeq, a predicted model, not a curated record